AUGGGAAGGGGAAAGAUUGCGAUCCGUAGGAUUGAAAAUUCUACGAGCAGGCAAGUAACUUUCUCUAAGAGGAGAAAAGGAUUGAUUAAAAAAGCAAAAGAGCUGGCAAUUCUCUGUGAUGCAGAAGUUGGACUUGUCAUCUUCUCAAGCACAGGAAAGCUAUAUGAAUUUGCAAGCACCAGCAUGAAACAAGUUUUUGAAAGAUAUAAUGACUUAAAAGAGGACCAUCAGCAAUUGUUGAAUCCACCAUCAGAAGUCAAGUUCUGGCAAAGGGAGGCAUCGAUGUUACGGCAACAACUACAUAAUUUGCAAGAAAAUCAUCGGCUAUUAAUGGGAGAACAACUUUACGGUUUGAAUGUCAAAGAGCUACAAAAUCUGGAGAAUCAAUUGGAAAUGAGUUUGCGGUGCAUUCGUCUUAAAAAGGAACAAAUAUUAACUGAUGAAAUACAAGAGCUAAACAGGAAGGGGACAAUGGUACAUCAGGAAAAUGUUGAACUCUAUAAGAAGAUAAACGCCAUUCGUCAAGAAAAUAUGGAGUUACAUAAGAAGGCUUAUGGAUCAAGGGAUGUGAACGAAACAAGCGGAAAUGCCUUCAUUCAAUACAGUUUGAACAAUGGAGAAGAUUCUCAUAUCCCAGUCCAUCUUCAACUGAGCCAGCCUGCGCAACGGCCUUCUGAUACAUCAGAAAGAACAACAAGUUGA
This is a messenger RNA of Mangifera indica (mango), 702 nucleotides long. Its product is annotated as MADS-box transcription factor 23-like. Gene Ontology annotation, molecular function: protein dimerization activity; RNA polymerase II cis-regulatory region sequence-specific DNA binding; DNA-binding transcription factor activity, RNA polymerase II-specific. Gene Ontology annotation, cellular component: nucleus. Gene Ontology annotation, biological process: positive regulation of transcription by RNA polymerase II. The record is from RefSeq and is a predicted model, not a curated record. The coding region runs from base 1 to 702 and encodes 233 amino acids. NCBI's taxonomy places the organism in Eukaryota, Viridiplantae, Streptophyta, Magnoliopsida, Sapindales, Anacardiaceae. The transcript is spliced from 7 exons.